Molecule: messenger RNA, 2802 nt
Organism: Ectocarpus sp. CCAP 1310/34
Lineage: Eukaryota; Phaeophyceae; Ectocarpales; Ectocarpaceae
Source: the annotation of a GenBank genome assembly
AUGAUGCGCCUUGUCAGAAUUAAAGCCAAGGGCAGCAGCGUUGUGAGGGCGAGAAGGUUGGCACUGCAAAAAGCCGGCAAGCCUUCAUCAGCCUCCCAACCAACACGCGACAUCCCUCCAACUCGGAGCUUGUCCCCUCCUACAUCUCGGCGUGCUUCAGCCUUCUUCACCGCGCCGCUCCUCCAAUCCGACACCUGCAAUGAAAUAAAUCGUCGUCAGUCGACUUCCGAUGAGGAAGAAGCAGGCAUCCGUCGAAUAUCUCCGAAGGGCGCCCACGUCACCGACCAAUCAGCAGAGGCCGUUCUGUCGGUCGACGUAGCUUGUACGUUUUCUGCCCCCGGCGCAUCAGCAUAUCCGGCCGAACAAGAAACUCCUCUUUCCAGCGGCUCUACACCAAGACUCGUCGAAGACGCCACUUCGUCGCCUUCUUCCCACCCUUCGACGACCACAGCAACACCAGCCUCAAACCGCCCGUCAUUUGGUGCUUCUAUCAAGCCAAAGACCGGAGCUCGUGGAAGGUCCCUUUGCACAACCAAGCUCCAAAGAAGCCAUACGUCGCCACCACGUCGCCACCACACUCCUUCAUCGCCGGCUCUCCAGGCAGCGCUGAAGUGCGCACGAGGGGCCGGUGGCCGCUUGGGCACUCCUCUCGGCAGCCCAUUCCCAGCACCGGGGGAAGACUGGGCAGCGGGUCGGGCCGCAUCGGCGGCGGCCAGUGCCGCAGCCAGGUCAGUUCACCUGUCGGAAAGGGCGUUCGAGCCGUCUGCUCCGGGUUCUCGGUUCUUCCCACCGUUCGGACAUACAGACGCCGCAUCCGAUGGGGCACUCUGUGCGCCUGUGGUCUUCGAAAUGGUCCAGGACGCCGCGGACGAUGAGGAAGAUGCUGACGGCGCUGACAACGACGCAGCAGGCAGGGUCAGAGGUUGGCACGGCCUGACAUUGUACAGGUCUCCUGGCGUCGACCAGCGGUCAGCAGUCUUCCAGCAAGCUCUUCAGCUAGAAACUAUCGCCUUCAGCCCAGACGUCCAAACCCCACCACGCUCAACACCACCGGAGUCCCCAUGCCGGGGUUUAGGUUCAAGUCGCAUGUACGACGCGAGCAGCGUAAGGCCCCAGCCAGCGACGGCUUUCUGCCAUAGGCAAUCCGCAAGUUGCAGAGCUCUUGCAUGUCGCGACCAAGAACGUAUAGGACUCGGCAUGAGCAGUUUGCCAGAGAGAGGGGCUGGUCGUCAAAAGCGUCGAACAGAUAUUGCGAGCAAGCCGCGUCCUCGGCCGUGGGACGAAUUGGAGUCUUUAGCACGCACGCCACGAGUAGAAACAGAACAAGAACAACAAGUGAGGGUUGUAGGGGGCACAUACUUCGCGACUCCUCCUGAGCUACAUCGUUAUGGAGUCGUGAAGUCGACUCCCUCUCCACCGCAGUUUACGACAACCAAGCCUGAUGGGUCUAUAUCGGUGACGCCAGCGCCAUUGCACGUCGCCUCGGCAGCUUCAACCCUGUUCGACAGUGGAGACAUGAUCAUGGUGGCGAGAUUGCUCGCUCACCCGGAGUGCUCGCUGAAGGGCUUAGUACUGCACCGAGCGAAACUGGACACGCCGCCAGGCCGGGAGGCCCUCUUGAAGUGCUUGGAGCUCAACAAAUUGUGCCGGCUCGCCCUAGGGGGAUGCGUCUGGUUUGAUCACGCCUUGAGAACAGACAAGUCCAGGCAGUACGAGUGGCUCACUGGCAGGUGGUGGGAGAAGGUCUGCGAUACGAUUAGGACGAACGCGUUUCGACUGAGGGAAGUGGUGGUGGAGGGACUUGAAAGAGGAGGAGAUGCCCUCGGGACAGGAAUUGGAACCAUGCUGGGUGACUACUUCGCAAAACGAUUCGGGAGAUUGGCGUCGGUAUCAUUGGUUCGAUGCGGUAUAUCCGACCAAGGAGCAACGGCCGUGGCGAGGGGUAUCUGGGCCUCGAGCGGUCUAACCCACGUUGACUUAUCAGAGCUUUGCCUCCGACGAUGGUCAAUUCGUGUCAACCAGAACCGAAUAACGGACCCAGGAGGAACAAUGCUUGGAGCCGCCCUGCCCAGGAGUGUCUCUCUAGAGUCCAUCACUUUGUCGUACAACUUCAUGAUGGAGGAAGCAGCCCAGGCCUUGCUCAGCGCGGCAGCAUCAAGCCGGCCUACACUCAAGGAGGUUCAUUGCGAGGGCAACCUCUUCGAUGAAGACUUGUGCGGGCAUAUUGCGCAAGCAUUGAAGCGAAGGGAUGAUAGGAUAUCGUCACCACGUAAGCCGAGACGUAACGUUCCAGGCAUUGUUUCUCCUACGUCAGCCGGUCAGAUGGAAACAGGAAAUGACUGGUUUGACUGCUCUCCACAUGAUUCGCUACCAUGCCCUCGGGGUGGAGAACGCAAUCUUGCCGGGGUCGACGUCGGUGGCUCCAGAGCACCCACGAGGAACCCGAAAGUUGGGCGGUCCUUCCCCGGGGGUUGGCGUGUGACCAGCGACAACAGCGCGACGUUCCCACCGGUGGCAGACGGUCGUAGCCGAAAGAGAGGCCACGAUCAGGCACAAGAGCAGAGGGAUGAACGUGAGGCUGUAUCGUCAUCGUACCUCGCGGCGGCGAUCGGGUGCCCUUGUAUUCCUGCAGCAGCCGUGGGCGCAGUGGGCAGCAAAGAGGAAACUGGCCGGUUGCCACCGGAUACUGAUCAACGGCAUCGACAUGGUGAACAACCAAGCUACAAUCCCAUGGACAAUCAAUUUCGAGAGGGUUUGGAAUUGGGACAAACCAGAUUUAGACAGGCAGCCCGGAUGGUGUGA